Messenger RNA from Xiphophorus maculatus (southern platyfish), 3218 nucleotides. RefSeq names its product zinc finger protein 512 (gene znf512). Gene Ontology annotation, molecular function: zinc ion binding. The record is from RefSeq and is a predicted model, not a curated record. Lineage: Eukaryota; Metazoa; Chordata; Actinopteri; Cyprinodontiformes; Poeciliidae. The transcript has 16 exons. Bases 301 to 2784 code for a protein of 827 amino acids.
AUUUGUUCUCUCCAGCAGGAGGAGGGCGUUCCGCUCAACAACUCACGCAUCCAGUGGCUGCUAUAUUUCUACGUGUGAGUGCGCUGGUCCAUAUGUAGGUGCAGCCACGGCUUUAGGUUUUCUCCGUGUUUAUCCAGGGACCGGGCCUGUCCUUGAUGUUAGCCCGCCUGGCGGCUGCUCUGCCGGGGAAAAGGCGACAGAGGAGGCCGGGCUGGAAGACAUGGAGGCUGGCCGUCCUUGCAGAGGGACUGGGCUGUAGGACGUGCUGAUUUCUUCAGUGGAGCGGUUGGCUCUCGUAGUAUGGACCCCGCCCCCAUCGGAGGGGAUAUGUCACCUUUGUAUGUGCCGAGGAAAAGGAAACCUGUCCAAUCACAAGCCAGAAGUUCACCUCCAUGUCCAGCUGUUCAAAGGUUUCCUGACAGACAAGGUGAACUAAAUACGUUUGAAAAUCCAGAGGAUGCAGAGACUCAAGAUCAAAACAAUGUAAAGAUGAAAAGAACUUGCAGCAAAAAAAGGUAUGAAGACCUGCAGAAUGUUUCCUUGGGAUCUGUGGAUUAUACGACCACCAGCUGCUCUGUGAUGUCAUCGGGUGGCCUGGCCAACGGCUCGGAUGAAAGAUCCGUAAACAUGCCUCCAAGAGAGAUGGGGAAGGACGUCUGGCCUGAAGGAUCGGAGGCGAGUCGGGAGCAGCCGCAGCCUGAGGAACAGACCUGGAGCUCCAGCAGGGAGCGAGGCACUGAAGCCUGGACUCCAGGCAGGGAAGAACCCCAAACAUGGAUUCCUGACAGAGAUAGAGGCCAUCCUGGACCGGAUCAGGCUUGGCUCACGAGCCAGGAGCAAGGUCCCGAGUCUGGAUGGGGGACGGGGAGAAACCAAAGCCAGGAUCAGGCCUGGAAUGGUGGAAGGGAUCCAGGAACAGACGGAUCCUCCGGCAGACCAGAGCAAAGGUGGGGAAACAGCCGAAGCCAGGAUGAGCAAGUCUGGAGCGACUCAAACAGGGAACGAGGAAACAUCUGGAGACCCGACAUGAACAUGAAGAAGGUCCAGAGAGCAGAAGUGGAGCCAGGCCUUGCUGUAAAUAACUUCCUUCCACCACCAGAGGGCAGCAUGUCCUGUAGGUCUCCGUCCUGUCCAACAGAUGCAGUCAGUGUUAGUAGGAGCUCAACUGUCCAAAUGAAUGAAGAUCAGAAACCCAUCAUUCUUCCAAUCAAGAAGGAACCUCCAACCUACCCUCCAGGAAGCCAAGAGGAGCGCUGGCAGCUCCAGAUUGUGGCCAAAGGGAGAGUGACGUGUCCCAAAUGUAAAAGUGUGAGCAGGAAAACUGUGGAGGGGCUGAAGAAACACAUGGAGAACUGCAGACUGCAACCUUUUACCUGUCAGCACUGCGGGAAGCAGCUUAAAUCCUCCACAGGGAUGAAGUAUCACAUCAUGGCUGACCACAGCAACCUGCCAUCAGCUGAUGACACCAAGGGCCUUGACGACCGCGCCAUCAAAGACAAACUGCGUAAAAUCCUGAAGAGACUCGGCAAACUGAAAUGCUCUAAAGAAGGCUGCACUGCUGCCUUCACCAGCAUCAUGGGCUAUGUGUACCACAUGAAGAAGUGUGGGAAGGAAGAGUCUGAGCUGGAGAAGUUGCUGCUGAAUUGCUCCCACUGUGGGAAAGCAUACAAAUCCAAGGCUGGUCUGGAGUACCACCUGAAAUCAGAGCAUGCUCCUACGCCCCAGAAGCCUGAAGAGGACGAGGCCCUGAAGGCCCAGAGGGAGGCUAACCCAGAGCGGACGCCCAGCGGCAGAGUGCAGCGCGCCUCUGCACAGGUGGCCAACUUCCACCUGGCUGAGAUCGCCAACAAUGAACUGCCAAAGGACUGGCCCAAGAGGAAGUUUCAGUCAGACCUUGUGCCUGACGAUAAGAAGUUGAAAUACGCCCGACCAGGCCUGCCGGCGUUCAGCCAAGAGGUGCUGAGGAAGUGGAAGAAUGAGGUGAAGCUGCAGAGGAAAGUUCACUGUCCCAACCAGGGCUGUGACUGCACAUACACCAGUGUGUCUGGGCUGAAAGCUCACCUGGGAUUGUGCACAAAGGGUGAAUUUGAGGCUGGAAAAUACAGAUGUUUGAUCUGCAACAAGGAGUUUAAUUCUGAAAGUGGAGUGAAAUAUCACAUAAACUCAGUCCACUCACAGGACUGGUUUGUAACAAACAAAAAAGCCUCUAAGAAGUUUGAGAAGUUCCUCAAGAACCAACCAAAAGAGUCAGCCCAUGCAAACAAGCAAACUGUUGACCAGUACCACUACCACCACCUGCACCAACAGCAGCAUCACCAUUAUCAUCAUCAUCAUCACCACCACCACCAGCAGCAGCCCCUGCAGCAUCCACUGCAGCCUCUGUAUCACCUGCAGCACCAAACCCAGUUCCUCCACCCGGAGCAGCAGAACCUCCACUCACAAGAUGAGCCAGAGCUCCACUACACUUCCCUAGAACCUCCAGCGGGACCAGUGUGGUUGGACAUGGACCGCAAGGAAGCCGUGCUGGGACCGGAACACAUCGACAUGCACAUGGCGGACAUGAUCAAAUCAGAGGAGAACAGCGAUGAGAUAAUGGAGCUCAAAGGGAGGAUUAAGGGAGAAACGAUAGGAGAAACCGGGAUGGUGGAUGGGAAACAGACGGACUGCUUCGGUUUCGGCAGCAGUGAGGUGGAAGCCAGGCUUCAUGGCACGCAGCGCCAGAUCGACCAGUGGAACCUGAAACGGCCUGACAUCAUGGAGCCACAUGCUGAUGCUGCAAAAUGAUGGAGAAAUGCCUGAUAGGAUCCUGCAUCAGCUGCUAAAAUAAAUGAUGCAACAGACGGCUACUCCUACUAAAGAUGAGACGACAACAGGAAGUGUAGUACAAAUAAAACUUUGAGCUGAUGAAGGACGUAUAGCAUGAAGUUGUGGACUUAACACUAAAUGUAGUCACAACAUUUAUCUGGGCGUUUUCAACAGUUUUUAAUUCUUUCUAAUUCUUUUAAAACCUUCCUGUCUUUGUUGUUAACCGUAGAAGGUAAAGUCGGUUCUACACAACGUGAGAAUGUCAGCAUAUUUUAUUUGAGAACGUAUUUUGUUCUCUCUGACAACACUGUGUGCCUCAUAAGUUUGAUCUGUCUAACCUCAUUUUGUUCUAUUUACAUCUGUGGCUUCAUCAGAUGAAAGACAGGAGAAAAAUUAAAGUAGCACCAACUCAG